Postia placenta MAD-698-R-SB12 is the source of this 1794-nucleotide messenger RNA. RefSeq lists its product as hypothetical. Bases 1 to 1581 code for a protein of 526 amino acids. The transcript is spliced from 4 exons. The record is from RefSeq and is a predicted model, not a curated record. Lineage: Eukaryota; Fungi; Basidiomycota; Agaricomycetes; Polyporales; Adustoporiaceae.
AUGACAGAGUACACCACGUCUUCCGAGGCCGUACGGGAGUACAUGACUGCCCGUGAGCGCACAGCGCUGUGGGUACAGACUUAUACGCAAGAUGGUGCGGACCCCUCCUUUGUUUCGCCGUCCUCACCGCCCUCCGCGAUUAGUGACUCGGAUGCACCAAGCUACGGGCCUGAUUCAGAUGACGAAAGCAGCCACUCUGUGCCGCCGCGUAUGGUGUUGCGCUACGGAGACGGCCGCCCGGACAUCCCCAUCUCCACGCAUGCCGUCCCACCCAGCGGUUCGCGUUCCGGACUGAGACCGAGAGUGAGCGCGCCCAUGGCACCUCCUCAGGCCCCUGCUCCAUCACAUAUCCGCUCGAAAUCGGGUUCAAACAUCCCUGAUGCGCCGCCGAACAUGGCGUCUCGUCACCUGCAGUCUUUGUCCUACGUCACGGAGUAUCCUCCCGCAGUGCCAGGCACGCUCAAGCCCGCGACACCUCCUAGAUCGCCGGAGAGCAUCGUGGUACUGCCCUCGAGGCAAGGCGAUGAACCGCCACACUCCGCAGUUUCAACACCUCGCAACCCUUCACACCAGUCACACCACUCGCAUUCAGGCUCACGCUCGCAUUCACGAUCGCCCUCAUCUCAGGUAGCUCUCGACCAAGCCAACUACUCGCCUCAACGUAGUCGUGGCGACGUCCCAUCGUACCAACCUUCGCAUUCUAGCAUUGUAGCACCAGCACCUAAACGCGCCUUUGAUCCGGCCCAGAUCCCUCUCCCGAACUCUUCUCCCUCGAUCGCGUACUCGCAAUCACAACCUCUACCUCAGAGAGGGCACGAGUUCGAUGCCCGCGCUCCAUCCGCUCGCGUCCAAUCUCAGCUCCCAUACGCGUACUCGCCUCCUGCCAUUGUCUACGCACCGUCAUCGAAGCAUUCAAAGUCACGCUACACGCCACCUGCGAUCGUAUAUUCUCCGUCAAACAGUCACCACCCUCAUUCACAUCACGCCGCCCCGUCUCUCACAUAUAGCCACUCGGCUCCCUUACCGCCGCCCUCACAUAGGUCGCAUGCUGGCUCAGCGGCCUAUCAGUCGGCGCACGGGUCUGCGACCCACUAUCCACCCGGUCCCAUUCCUGAAGAGCCCACGAAUCCACGCCCACGCAGUCACGGUCGCAGCCGCUCUGGCAGUGUAGCUCGCAGCCGGACGCCGGGCCAGAAUGUCGUCUACGUCGACCACCCACGCAACGCCCCUACGCGCGCAAGCAGUCCCGCAGAGUCGUUUGAUGGCAGCGACCGCGGCAGCAGGACGUCCGGCAGCACCUACUACGUGCUGCCGACGCCUGGACAGAAGGUCAAGCUAAUCGUCCCGAAUUCCGCGUCUAUUUACACGGCCACAUCUACGACCAAAUCUGCGCACUCGCCCCAGUCCGCGCACUCUGGGCCCAAGAAGCCUUUCUUCCAGCGCAUCUUCCACCUCCCACGCCUUCCGGGUUCUGGCUCGAGCACCGAUUCAAGAGGGCAUGCUGGUCCGGGCCGGAGCGGUAAUGCCCACCUAUGGCGGAUACCGUGGUGGCGCGCGCUGUACGGGCGCCACCGCGCCUAAAACUGGGGUGCUCGGCCCCAUGGGAAGGAUAGAGUGUGCGCGCUGAGCAGUAUGCGUGUGGUUCUUGUCAUCGUGAUCUUCGUGUUCCCACUUUGUGAGGGAGGAGGUCCGUUCCUGUACCAGUGAGACUCGGACUCGUCAAACAUCUAGACGGUCGCUUGUCAAUCUUUAGGACCCUUGAAUGUGAUUCGCGCCUUGGGGCCAAGAGUUUCU